Messenger RNA from Lasiosphaeria miniovina, 2973 nucleotides. Its product is annotated as glycoside hydrolase family 31 protein. Gene Ontology annotation, cellular component: glucosidase II complex. The record is from RefSeq and is a predicted model, not a curated record. Gene Ontology annotation, biological process: carbohydrate metabolic process; N-glycan processing. Lineage: Eukaryota; Fungi; Ascomycota; Sordariomycetes; Sordariales; Lasiosphaeriaceae. Bases 1 to 2973 code for a protein of 990 amino acids. Gene Ontology annotation, molecular function: carbohydrate binding; alpha-glucosidase activity. The transcript has 2 exons.
AUGCUCGUCUCGAGCCCGCUGUCCGGGAAGUGGACAGCAUCUCUCUGUCUGCUGUCCACCCUCUGCACACUAUGGACUCCGGCAGUCUCGGUGAAGGAGCACGACUUUAAGAAGUGCGACCAGUCCGGUUUCUGCAAGCGCAAUCGAGUCUUCGCAGACAACGCCGGCGCGUCGAGCUCGUGGGAGUCACCCUACAAUAUCCUACCCGAGUCCAGAUCAUUUAAAGACGGCCAAUUCCAAGCUAUCGUCUUGAAGACCAUCAAUGCCAAGGGCGACACUGUCCGUCUACCCCUUACCGUCUCGUUCCUCGAAUCAGGAACGGCUCGGGUCACGGUCGACGAGGAGAAGAGACAGAACAAGGAAAUCGAACUGCGAUACGACAGCAAGGUGAGGAAGGAGCGCUACAAUGAGGCUGAAGAAUGGGUUGUUGUGGGCGGCCUAGGUCUCGACAAGGAGGCUACAGUCGGCUUCGAGGACAAAUCGCAGACCACGGUCAAAUACGGCCCGUCGUCCGCCUUUGAAGCUGUCAUCAAGCUUUCUCCAUUUACCAUUGACUUCAAGCGAGAUGGAGAGAGUCAGAUCAAGUUUAACGAUCGGGGCUUGUUGAAUGUGGAGCACUGGAGGCCUAAGAUCGAGCAGCCCGAGACUGAGAAGAAGGAAGGCGAGGGCGAUGGGGGAGAAAAGAAGGAAGAGACGACAUUGGAAAAUAAAGAAGGGAGCAGUUCCAGUGGGGAAGAUGAGAGCACUUGGUGGGACGAGAGCUUCGGCGGCAACACCGACACCAAGCCCCGCGGCCCCGAGAGCAUUGCGCUCGACAUUUCCUUCUCGGGAUUUGAUCACGUCUACGGUAUCCCGUCCCACGCUGGGCCGCUAUCCCUCAGGGAGACUCGCGGUGGAGAGGGCAAGUACAGCGAGCCUUAUCGGCUCUACAACGCCGAUGUUUUCGAAUACAUCCUCGACAGUCCAAUGACGCUGUACGGCGCCAUUCCAUUCAUGCAGGCUCAUCGCAAGGGGUCGAGCGUCGGGGUCUUCUGGCUCAACGCAGCCGAGACGUGGAUUGACAUUAUCAAGGCCAAGGACUGGCGGAACCCGCUUUCCCUGGGCGGUAGCUCCAAGACAAGUACCCACACUCACUGGUUUUCGGAAAGCGGUCUUUUGGACGUCUUUGUCUUUCUUGGCCCGACCCCCCAGGACCUCACCAAGAAAUACGGCGAGUUGACUGGGUACACGGCCAUGCCGCAGGAGUUCGCCCUGGGCUAUCACCAGUGCCGCUGGAACUAUGUCUCGGACGAGGACGUCAGGGAUGUCGACCGCAAGAUGGACAAAUCCAACCUGCCCUACGAUGUCAUUUGGCUAGACAUCGAGUACACAGACGAGAAGAAGUACUUCACUUGGGACAAGCACACCUUCCCGGACCCUAUCGGCAUGGGCAAACAACUAGAUAACCACGGCCGGAAGCUGGUCACGAUUAUUGACCCACACAUCAAGAACGCCGAAGGCUACCAGGUCGUUACCGAGCUCAAGUCCAAGGAGCACGCGGUGAAGAACAAGGAAGGAAGUAUAUUCGAGGGCUGGUGCUGGCCGGGUUCGUCUCAUUGGAUCGACGCCUUUAGCCCUGCUGCUCGGGAGUGGUGGGCGACCCUCUUCAAGUACGAUUCUUUCAAGGGCACCAUGAAGAACACUUGGAUCUGGAACGACAUGAACGAGCCCUCCGUGUUCAACGGACCAGAGACGACCAUGCCCAAGGAUAACAUUCACUACGGCGGCUGGGAGCAUCGUGACGUGCAUAACCUCAAUGGAAUGACUUUCCACAACGCCACUCAUCACGCCGUCAAGUCGCGCGAGCCUGGCGAGCUUCAGCGCCCGUUCGUACUGACUCGGUCUUUCUUUUCCGGGUCUCAACGUGUCGGCGCGAUGUGGACUGGUGAUAACCAAGCGGCGUGGGACCAUCUUCACGCAUCUUUCCCCAUGAUUCUGAGCCAGGGAAUUUCUGGUUUCCCCUUUUCUGGCGCGGAUGUGGGCGGCUUCUUUGGCAACCCCGAGAAGGACCUCCAGACUCGGUGGUACCAGGCUGGCGCCUUCUAUCCCUUCUUCCGCGGCCAUGCGCACAUUGAUUCUCGGCGACGUGAGCCCUACCUGGCUGGCGAGCCGUACACGUCGAUCAUCGCAGCGGCCCUUCGUCUCCGCUACAGCCUUUUGCCGUCGUGGUACACAGCCUUCCACCAGGCAUACGUGGACGGCACGCCUAUCAUCAAGCCCAUGUUCUACACACACCCCGGCGAGGAGGCCGGCUACGACAUUGACGACCAGUUCUUCGUCGGCAACACGGGUCUGCUGGCCAAGCCGGUCACUGAGCAGGACAAGGUGACGGCCGAAAUCUGGAUCCCGGACAACGAGGUGUACUACGACUACUUCACUUACAAGACCAUCCCUACGUCGAAGGGGAAGAGGGCGGCCAUCGACGCGCCGCUCCAGAAGAUUCCGCUUCUUAUGCAGGGCGGCCACAUCUUUGCGCGUCGCGAUCGCCCGCGCCGGUCGAGCUCGCUGAUGAAGUGGGACGACUACACGCUCGUCGUCACCAUCGGGCGGGAUGGCGGCAAGUCGGCCGAGGGCGACCUCUAUGUGGACGACGGCGAGUCGUACGACUUUGAGAAGGGGCAGUACAUCCACCGCAAGUUCGUGUUGAAUGGGGAAGCGACGACCAUAUCGUCGACCGAUGCCGAGAGCCGCGACCCCAGCAGCGUCAAGGAGGGCGACUGGAUGAAGAAGAUGCACGACGUGAAAGUGGACAGAAUCGUGAUUGUUGGCGCACCAGCGUCGUGGGCCAAGAAGCAGGCCACGGUAGAGUCAGAGGGCAAGUCCUGGCCGGCGUCGCUGGACUACUCGGCUGCCGCGCACGGGCGGGCGUCGUUUGCGACGGUCAAGAAGGUGGGGGCAAGGAUUGGAGCAGACUGGAAGGUUGUGGUCUCUUGA